Messenger RNA from Schistocerca serialis cubense, 2196 nucleotides. It is a transcript of the gene APC7, whose product is annotated as anaphase-promoting complex subunit 7. The transcript has 11 exons. Gene Ontology annotation, molecular function: protein binding. Gene Ontology annotation, biological process: cell division. Lineage: Eukaryota; Metazoa; Arthropoda; Insecta; Orthoptera; Acrididae. The record is from RefSeq and is a predicted model, not a curated record. Bases 88 to 1797 code for a protein of 569 amino acids.
UUUACUGUUGCACAGGAAGACGAUCAGCUGUCAACAUAAAGCUAGCGUGUACUGGAAAUCGGUUGUGUUUUUGAACUGUUAAAUAAAAUGACGUCCUUAUUUGAUCAGCUGAAACUCCUGUUUGAUCAACAGUUGUAUUCAAAUGUUGCUGCUUUGGCAAACCUUGUCAUCACUGUUAGUGAACAUAAUCAAGAAACAUUAUCACCACCAGCCAAGUUUCAAACCUAUGUGUUCUACGGAGAUUCACUGUUUCAUUUGGGACAGUAUCGUAAAGCUGAAAUGAUGUAUAAGAAAGCUUUACAGUUCAAAAAAUCUCUCUUGAAAUCAAAAGGCACAACAAAACUCCAGGACAAUCAGAAGGAAUUAAUGCCUGAUAUUGAUAUAAAGUACCAGAUGCAUCUUUGUCACGUUAAUCUGAAACAAAAUCACCAAGCAAUAGGUGUUUUGCAGAGUAUACCUGGUAAACAACGAAAUGCAAAAAUCAACAUGGCUUUGGCAAAACUGUAUCAGCAAGGAGGAAUGGAGCGUUCUGCCAUAACAGCUUACAAGGAAGUUCUUAGGGAGUGUCCACUGGCCCUUGAAGCUGCAGAAGGACUGCUGAGCCUUGGAGUAAAAGGCAUUGAAGUCAAUUCACUUGUUCUUGAAGCAGCAUCGGGUGUAAGCAGCGACUGGUUAAAUUCCUGGAUAAAAGCUCACGCUCAGAUGCACAGUCGUGACUACACACAAGCUAUUGCAACAUUUCGCCAUCUGGAUGAACGAUCUGCACUUCGUGAUAAUGUUAAUCUACUAGUCACAAUGGGAGAAUGCUAUUAUUAUUGUGGAGACUUCAAAAAUGCACUUAUUGUUCUUCAGAGGGCUUAUGGAAUAGACCCAUAUAUGCAACGUGGCCUUGAAAUUUAUGCAGGGCUGCUAGCCAAGGAACGGAAGUUUAAAGAACUUGAAAAAAUAAUCUCACCAAAUAUAAAUAUAUCUGAAUAUGGCCCAGAACACUGGAUAGCAAUGGCAUACUACUUUUAUGCUUCACGGAAGAAUUCAAAGGCCAUAUAUUUUGCUCACAAAGCAUGCACUCAGAACCCACGUAAUGUCCAAGCACUUAUUCUGAAAGGUGCUAUACUUAUGGAUCUUAAGAAAUACACGGAAGCAAUUGUACAUUUUAGAGAGGCAAUGCAGUUGAGUCCUUAUCGAUAUGAACCACAUCGAGGACUCGUUGAUUGCUAUGUACUUAUGCACAGAUUGCGAGAGGCUUUAACAAUGGCAAGCAGUGCAUGCAAGCAGCUUGGUCAAACACCGAGAGCUUUGACAUUGUAUGCAUCUGUGCUAAUGAAGGAUCCUGUUACGGUGUGCAAAGCUAAAACGUACUUGGAAAAAGCCUUGGCACAAGAUGAGACGUACUUAUCUGCAGUGUAUUUGCUUGCUGAAAUAUAUGAACAGGAAAUGACACUGGAGGCUGCAAUUGCACUUCUUGAACGACAAGUGCAGAUACAGCCAACUUGCAGACUGCACCAAAUGCUCGGCGAUCUUCUGGCGAGAGUCCACGAAGAGGAACGGGCCCUCGAUCACUAUAGUAUAGCACUGAACCUAGAUCCAGGCAAUCGAAGAGCAUUGGAAGGACUUCACAGGAUCGACAGUAAUACAAGCAAAAUUGACAAUUCCUAUUAUAUGAUGGCAGCUGGUGAAGAUGAAGGGGGUGACACUACCUAUGAGCGCAUUGCUGAUUCAGAAAAUGAAGCAGAACCUGAUGAGAGUGAGACUGAAGCUGUGUGGUCAGACAUGGAUCUUGACUUGAGCAGCCAGUGAAUAUACAUUACACUGAUUGGAGCAAUCAUGCAGAUACAAUCAGUGGAAAAGACUGAAAUUUAGAAAUGUAGAGGAGGGGGCGGGGGAUUUCGUGCACUACUUCGAAUUAUUGUUUCGAACAUGUUUUUUCUUUCUUCAACGACUUGUUACAUCAAAAAGUAAAUAGUGACUGAAACACAUGUUCAUUCAUACGCCAUGUGCUGACAGAAAUGUUGCUUUUAGUGAGAUUAAAAUGUGUUUUUAUAAUGUUCGACUGUUAUGUUGUAUGAACUAAGUGUGAGGUAUAGAGGAGAAAACUUUUUAUAUUUAUAUUGUGAUGAAAUCUAAUUCCUGAUUUGCAUGUAUAUGUCAUGUUUUUGUUAUGAUAACAUUGUUAAUAAGACAUAUUUUUAGAAUAUG